ACUUCGCGGGCAACGUCAUCGGGGCGCCGGAGGCCCGGGGCGCCUGGGAGUUUGAAGCGAACGGGCAGCGCGUGACCAUGGCGGCCGUUGGUGCAGCUUUGGGGCCAUUGGUGACGGGUCUGUACGACGUGCAGGCUUUCAAGUUUGGGGACUUCGUGCUGAAGAGCGGGCUCUCCUCCCCCAUCUACAUCGAUCUGCGGGGCAUCGUGUCUCGACCGCGUCUUCUGAGUCAGGUUGCAGAUACUUUAUUCCAAACUGCCCAAAAUGCAGGGAUCAGUUUUGACACUGUGUGUGGAGUGCCUUAUACAGCUUUGCCAUUGGCUACAGUUAUCUGUUCAACCAAUCAAAUUCCAAUGCUUAUUAGAAGGAAAGAAACAAAGGAUUAUGGAACUAAGCGUCUUGUAGAAGGAACUAUUAAUCCAGGAGAAACCUGUUUAAUCAUUGAAGAUGUUGUCACCAGUGGAUCUAGUGUUUUGGAAACUGUUGAGGUUCUUCAGAAGGAGGGCUUGAAGGUCACUGAUGCCAUAGUGCUGUUGGACAGAGAGCAGGGAGGCAAGGACAAGUUGCAGGCGCACGGGAUCCGCCUCCACUCAGUGUGUACAUUGUCCAAAAUGCUGGAGAUUCUCGAGCAGCAGAAAAAAAUUGAUGCUGAGACAGUUGGGAGAGUGAAGAGGUUUAUUCAGGAGAAUGUCUUUGUGGCAGCGAAUCAUAAUGGUUCUCCCCUUUCUAUAAAGGAAGCACCCAAAGAACUCAGCUUCAGUGCACGUGCAGAGCUGCCCAGGAUCCACCCAGUUGCAUCAAAGCUUCUCAGGCUUAUGCAAAAGAAGGAGACCAAUCUGUGUCUAUCUGCUGAUGUUUCAGAGGCCAGAGAGCUCUUGCAGCUAGCAGAUGCUUUAGGACCUAGUAUCUGCAUGCUCAAGACUCAUGUAGAUAUUUUGAAUGAUUUUACUCUGGAUGUGAUGAAGGAGUUGAUAACUCUGGCAAAACGCCAUGAGUUCUUGAUAUUUGAAGACCGGAAGUUUGCAGAUAUAGGAAACACAGUGAAAAAGCAGUAUGAAGGAGGUGUCUUUAAAAUAGCUUCCUGGGCAGAUCUAGUAAAUGCUCACGUGGUGCCAGGCUCAGGAGUUGUGAAAGGCCUGCAAGAAGUGGGCCUGCCUUUGCAUCGGGGGUGCCUCCUUAUUGCGGAAAUGAGCUCCACCGGUUCCCUGGCCACUGGGGACUACACUAGAGCAGCGGUUAGAAUGGCUGAGGAGCACUCUGAAUUUGUUGUUGGUUUUAUUUCUGGCUCCCGAGUAAGCAUGAAACCAGAAUUUCUUCACUUGACUCCAGGAGUUCAGUUGGAAGCAGGAGGAGAUAAUCUUGGCCAACAGUACAAUAGCCCACAAGAAGUUAUUGGCAAACGAGGUUCCGAUAUCAUCAUUGUAGGUCGCGGCAUAAUCUCGGCAGCUGAUUGUCUGGAAGCAGCGGAGAUGUACAGAAAAGCUGCUUGGGAAGCAUAUUUGAGUAGACUUGGUGUUUGAGUGCUUCAGAUACAUUUUUGUGAAGACGUUGAAGAUACAUGGUCCCCCUGAAAGUGACUGGUUGGAAAUAAUCCAAUUAUUCCUGCUUGGAUUCUUCCACAGGGCCUGUGUAAGAAUGGGUUCUGGAGUUCUCAUGGUCUUUAGGAAAUAUUGAGUAAUUUGUUAUCACUGCAUUGAUACUAUGAUAAGUUCAUUCUUAAGCUUGCUUUUUUUGAGACUGGUGUUUGUUAGACAGCCACAGUCCUGUCUGGGUUAGGGUCUUCCACAUUUGAGGAUCCUUCCUAUCUCUCCUUGGGACUAGACUGCUUUGUUAUUCUUUUAUUUAUUUAUUUAUUUAUUUUGAGACAGGAUCUCGCUCUGUUACCCAGGAUGGAGUGCAGUGGUGAGAUCACAGCUCAUUGCAGCCUCGACCUCCUAGGGUGAUCCUCCCACCUCAGCUUCCAGAUUAGCUGGUGCUAUAGGCAUGCACCACCACGUCCAGCUAAACUUCUUUAUUAUUUAUAGAGAUGAGAUCUUGCCAUGUUACCCAGGCUGGUAUCAACUCCUGGGCUCAAGCGAUCCUCCUGCCUCAGUCUCUCAAAGUGCUGGGAUUACAGGUGUGAGCCACUGUGCCCAGCCUAAUUGCAGUAAGACAAAAAUUCUAGGGCACCAGGAGGCUAAAGUCAGCACAGCUUUUCUUGUGUCCUGUAUUCUCUGUCUCAUGUGUUGCCCAAAUAAUAUCUAAUUGUUAGCCAUUCUCCUCCAUCUCUGGCCUAAAAGUGACAGUCCAGGUAUCCACAUGGGCUGGUUCCUAGAACUGCCAUUGCUCACUCUCCAAAGAGGGGAAGGUGGGGAAGGUGGGGAAGGUGGGGAAGGUGGGGAAGGUGGGGAAGGGGAAGGUGACUAUAGCUCAGCUCCUGAGCUAGUAUCUGGCUGUAUUUCAACAACUGGAGUUGGGAUUUGGGCUCAUUUUUUCCCCUAGCCAGCAAUUAUGGACCAGUGGUAACACAAGUGACAGUGACUGACUUCACAAUUAGGAGGUCUAAGGUUCCAUUUGGGCAUUUGCUUAAGGAUCCCACAUAAUUGUCCCAACUGUCAUUAGUAGAGGGGAGGUAAGCCUUCAUUAAUAAUAAAGAGAAAGCGCACAUUCAA
Molecule: messenger RNA, 2651 nt
Organism: Pongo pygmaeus (Bornean orangutan)
Lineage: Eukaryota; Metazoa; Chordata; Mammalia; Primates; Hominidae
Gene: UMPS
Product: uridine monophosphate synthetase
Exons: 6
Coding region: 78-1520 (480 amino acids)
Biological process (GO): 'de novo' UMP biosynthetic process; 'de novo' pyrimidine nucleobase biosynthetic process
Molecular function (GO): orotidine-5'-phosphate decarboxylase activity; orotate phosphoribosyltransferase activity
Source: RefSeq, a predicted model, not a curated record